CUCAAUAAUAAUAAUAACAGCAGCUGUAAUAUUUGGAGCGGGCAAAAAAAGGUUGGGUUAUAUUAUUAUUUUCCCCUCUUCCUCUCUUUUGUAAACUCGUACCUUAUUUUUUUUCUGGCCUCACGCUCUUUCUAUACAACCCCACUCAUUCACCAGAACCCUGCACAUUCCUUUUCGAUCUUGAAUCCCUCUACGAAUCGACAUCCAUCCCACCCAGCAUGGCACCAACAUGUUGCGCAAGACUGAGCAAGUGGUACAUGAUCACCACGAAUUUGCUCUUUGCGUGUCUCGGUAUCGCUUAUAUUGCUUUUGGCGUGAUCGGCAAUAAGGAUGGUUUCAAAGGCGCCUCAUUGUUUCCAGAAUCAAUCUUUAAACAGGUCGCCAUUCUCGGAGCCAUCGUCAUCUUCGCCUCCAUUCUCGGCAUGGUCGGUACCUUUGUGAAACGCAAAUGGAUUCUUCUCAUCUACAUGCUUAUUGUUGUCGUUGCAUUGGUCUACCAAGUUGUCAUUGGCAUCAAGAUCUAUCAAAAGGGUGCCGAUUCACCAGGCUACGUUGCACCUCUUUGGUCGCAAGCCAAAGAGAGCUACAGAGCCAGUCUACAAAACGAUUUUUCUUGUUGCGGUUUCAACAAUGCGAUGGAUCAACCUGCAGUCACCGACACAUGCAAUCCCCAAUCAGGCACCAUUUCACCCGAUCCACCGUGCUAUGAUACCCUUACUGAGUACGUGGACAUGGCAUUUAUGCGAUUCUAUGUUGUUCUGUUUGCUGCCCUGGCUGUAGAAAUACUGGCAUUGACGAAUGCCAUCACGGUCAUGUGCACACGGUCAAUCUACGGUGCCGAAGAAGACGAGGACGAACGUCGUCGUCGCAGAAAGUCGGGCAUCCGGUUAGACGACAUCUCGCCUGAUACACCAACGACAGCUGGCUCACACAACAACUAUAGCGCUGAUGCUAAUAACUAUUACGGUGCUUAUAAAGAAAGCAAUGCCUAUUCUCAGCAUGAUAGCUACGAUGCGUAUAAUAGGCAGAAUACGUAUCAGGCACAGGGCAGAUAUUACUAGCUUAUUAAUUUUCUCCCUUCCAACUCCUCACCUACCUUCUUUCAUCCACAUCUGUCUCUUCCAUCGUCUCUUUUUAUAUUAUUCUUUGUCAUAUCACCUUCUCUCCUACCGCCCCCCCUCCAACCGCCACCAUGAAAACAGCAUCUCCUCUCCGUCAUAUUAUAUAGUAUCUACUUUGUAACUUUCUUUUUCUUCCUAUCUCCCAAUCCAUCCAUGAUUUCGCAAAAUGUACUAGUGAUUUUGAUUUCGGCAAGUGUUUACCCGAACUAAAGUGAACCAAUCCUAUUGGACCUGUGUUACUGUAUGGAUUCGCACUCUCACAUUUGCUUUUUCACCCCCUAAUCCCCAAUUUAUUCGUCUACUUUUGGUUACCACU
Molecule: messenger RNA, 1437 nt
Organism: Zychaea mexicana
Lineage: Eukaryota; Fungi; Mucoromycota; Mucoromycetes; Mucorales; Lichtheimiaceae
Product: Tetraspanin family-domain-containing protein
Exons: 4
Coding region: 219-1061 (280 amino acids)
Cellular component (GO): membrane
Source: RefSeq, a predicted model, not a curated record